AUGCGCUGCGGCUCGGGGACGCCGCGCGGGCGGUCGAGUACCUCCCUGCACCCGACGUUCCGGUUUGACGAUGCCGGGUAUCCCGUGGGCGGCACGCGCGUGCCGACGCCGUACUUUCCCAGCGCGGGAAGCCUGCUCAUGGCGGUGGCCAUGAUGGCGGGGGGCUGGGACGGGAGCGAGGGCGCGCAUUUCCCCGAGGCGUGGACGGUGGCUGUAGAGGGGUUCGUGCCGGGCCUGUAG
Verticillium alfalfae VaMs.102 is the source of this 240-nucleotide messenger RNA. RefSeq lists its product as hypothetical. The transcript has a single exon. Lineage: Eukaryota; Fungi; Ascomycota; Sordariomycetes; Glomerellales; Plectosphaerellaceae. The coding region runs from base 1 to 240 and encodes 79 amino acids. The record is from RefSeq and is a predicted model, not a curated record.